AUGGUUCAAAGAAGGUCAACAAGAGAUCUCAUGGAAAGAUUUCCCCUCCUCAUCGAAAAUGGAUUGGUCAUCCAUGAGACCCUAGGUGAUGGGAAUUGCCUUUUCCGGGCCCUAUCGGACCAGUUCUAUGGUGGUUUUGAGCGACAUCUGGAGGUUCGCAGAAAUGUGGUUAAGUGUAUGCGGGCUCAUCCAGAUGAUUUUAAACCGUUCAUUCCGGCGGAUUCGGUUAAGCGAAAUCGGAGCAGAAGAGUUGCGGCAGCUGGCCAUAUCGAUAACGAGGCGGCCGCGGACGCACAGCUGGAACAUCGUUUCCAGGAUCGGUUAAAGAAGAUGUCGAGGCCGCAUGAGUGGGGCGAUCAUGUCGAGCUGGCUGCCUUUGCAAAGGCCUAUAAGGUAGAUGUCACCGUGUGGCACAAUGUCUACAAAACGUCGCUCCUCGCGGAGGAUGGUAAGUCCGCGAAGCGCCAUUUGCACCUUGCAUUCGACGAAACCUGCUCGCACUGGUCUUCUGUCCGCAACGUAAAUGGACCAUUUUUGGGGCUCCCGGCCAUCAAUUAUGGCGAGGAAGCAAAGGUCAAUGUCGCUGUCGCUACUCCUGAUGUCAGCGUCAGCAGUAGUAGUUCAUCUUCUUCGGCCAUCUCGACAAAUAAAAGGGGAAGAGAUAGUUGCAGCGACUGUGAAGAAAGACCUCUAGGAGGCAAGCGACGCGAUGGGAACCCCACAAAGAAGAUGUCGUGGCAACGGAAGAAGCUGCUGGAGCUUGCAGCCACUCCAUUUCACGGUGGCUCUUCCAACGCGUUGCCUGCCUAG
Molecule: messenger RNA, 810 nt
Organism: Sclerotinia sclerotiorum 1980 UF-70
Lineage: Eukaryota; Fungi; Ascomycota; Leotiomycetes; Helotiales; Sclerotiniaceae
Exons: 1
Coding region: 1-810 (269 amino acids)
Biological process (GO): protein deubiquitination
Molecular function (GO): cysteine-type deubiquitinase activity
Source: RefSeq, a predicted model, not a curated record